GUAUACAAUAUCAUUAUUUGUUUUAUCGAUGAUAAAAUGACAUUGGAGAAUAGAGAUAAAAAUACUUUUAAAAGUGUAAAUUUUAUAAAUUUCAUACGACAACGAUUACAUUUUCCAAAAUUUGCAAUUAAUCCAACAUAUCCGGAUGCUCCUGAACGAUGGCGUACGAAUAUGGGCGGAUUUGACCCUGCUACACCUUAUGCUGAAGCCUGUAUUAAUUACCAUAACCACGCCGUCACUUUUAUGAUCUUUGUUGUUCUCACCGUAUUACACUCAAUUCGCAAAUAAUUCAACAUUUUAAUAUUUUAUCACAAUUUUUA
Theileria parva strain Muguga is the source of this 320-nucleotide messenger RNA. RefSeq lists its product as uncharacterized. The record is from RefSeq and is a predicted model, not a curated record. NCBI's taxonomy places the organism in Eukaryota, Apicomplexa, Aconoidasida, Piroplasmida, Theileriidae. The transcript is spliced from 2 exons. The coding region runs from base 37 to 288 and encodes 83 amino acids.